Anopheles gambiae (African malaria mosquito) is the source of this 2564-nucleotide messenger RNA. It is a transcript of the gene Sms, whose product is annotated as spermine synthase. Gene Ontology annotation, biological process: spermine biosynthetic process. The transcript is spliced from 5 exons. The record is from RefSeq and is a predicted model, not a curated record. Gene Ontology annotation, molecular function: spermine synthase activity. NCBI's taxonomy places the organism in Eukaryota, Metazoa, Arthropoda, Insecta, Diptera, Culicidae. Bases 260 to 1384 code for a protein of 374 amino acids.
ACUGUCAAACUCGACCACGAAGAAGAACAGUUUGCUUCCCCCGGUGAAGAAGACGGCACAUCAUUUUCAUAGCGCGAGUCUAGUGCGGUUCGGUUGCGUUUGUCUCUUUGCCAAUACGCGACGCGUGUAGUGUGCCGUACAUUUACUGAAGCUAAUUGUUGGCUAGCAGCAUCUGGACCGCGUCGUGAACGAAUCCAAACGUGUGAAAAGUCUCAAGUGCAGUGCAAGCGAACAGAACCAACACCGCGCGCGUAACACCAUGUCGGCCAAUUCGAUUUUGCUCGAUUUUUCACUCGACCCCGCCCGUAUCAUCGACGAGGUGUCGCGCAAGGACAUCGUGCGGGUGUGCAAGGAGGGGCUGGAGAAGUAUCUGGCCGGGCUGAAAAUUUCCUACGACAUGCUGACGACCGAUGGGUAUCUGUGCAUUCUGAGCGAAACCGGCACCGGAACCAUCGUGACCAUUCGCUUCUUCGAGCAGGGCCUGAUAACGAUCAACGUCGAGUACUACCGGAAGGAUGGCGAUGAGGCGAAGAUAUCCUUUGAACAAAUACGAGAGCUCGAGAACAAUUUGGUGCAAAAACUAAAAUUCAACCAUGGCCAAUCGCUACCACCGCUCCAACGGGGUCCCUUAACCCGUUAUUUCCCGACCGCAGACGAGCGUGUCAUCGAGUACGAUAUCGACCGCGUGCUGUUCGACAAGCGGUCCGAAUUCCAGAAGAUUCAGAUCGUACACUCGCGAAGCCUCGGCAACAUGCUGGUGCUGGAUGAAUUGCAAAAUAUUGCCGAGGCGGAUCUUAUCUACACGGAGACGCUGAUGUGCCGUGGUAAGGAAGAUUACGCCGGGAAGGAAAUUUGCAUUCUGGGCGGUGGCGAUGGGGCCCUGCUGUACGAGCUGCUGAAGGAAGGGCCCAAGAUGGUCGUAAUGCUUGAGAUCGACGAAAUCGUCAUGCAGGCGUGCAACAAGUACAUGAACACCAUCUGCGGUGACGUGCUGGAGAAGCGUACGGACGACAACUAUGAGAUCAUCGUCGGCGAUUGCAUGGUGUACCUGCGGAAGUACAUUAAGGAGGGGCGCAAGUUUGACUACGUGUUUGGCGAUCUGACGGACAUCCCGAUCUCGGACACUCCUACUGGUGAGAUAUGGGAUUUCAUACGCACGAUCCUGGAAUCGUCCUUCCAGGUGCUGAAGCCGGACGGAAAGUUUAUGACACACGGCAAUGGUGUCAGCUGCCCGGAAUCGCUCCGCAUGUAUGAGGAUCAACUCGCCAAGCUAACGCCAAAGGUGACGUACACAAAGAGCUCGGCCUUUGUGCCCUCGUUUAUGGAGGAAUGGGUGUUCUAUCAGGUGCAGCGCGAGGUCGCUAACGCCACCGAGAGCGUUUGACUUUGUUUCGCCAGCAUCACCGCCACCACAUUUGAUCUAACGUUGCAACUAUCGAUAGCGGCAGUGCUGCUAGCCCUGUCUCUUCCGCUAGCGAUGCUUUUAACUCGCCCGACUGCGAGUAGCACUAGUAGUUGUAGCAGCAGCAGCAGCAGUUGCAGCAUCACGUCACGAUAGCAGCACAAAAUAGAAGACACUAGAACAUAGCAAUACUAGAACUACGUAUUUAAACUACUUAAUUGGAAAUACUUGUUAGAGAACACGACGCGCGAAUAAUGGAGUGUGGAAGGCAAAGCUUUACCAAAGUUUGUCCAGAGGAAAAGAGAAUUACGGAUGGGAGGAAUCAAGAAGGAAUUUUUGUGGCACUAGAUGUGUGAAACAGUAGUAACUUUAUCUUCCCAUUUUCUUCCUGCAUACGCUUGGACAGUGAUAGCAAGUAUGAUAGAUAAAAUCGCCAUGGGAUGGGAGUAGAGUUGUAAACAAUUAAUCUCAAUUCUUGAUUCGAACGGUGGCAACUAUGAAGCUAGAUUAUCGUUUUGUUUUUUUUCAUCUUAAGUUAUGAACAGUUUCUGAACGGUACGAAACGCAUCCCUGCGUUGGUGGUAUCAACAGACACACACAUCAUCAACAGACACACAUUGCGUAUGCGUUCCCUAGGUACGAUACGCAACAAAGACAUGCACAAUGAUGGAAUUUAUGUUUGAUUCAUGUUUCGUAACUAACUUAAAUUACCACAGCAGAAAUUUCCUAGUCCCAGUAAAGCUUCGUGGAAUGGAACGAAGCAAAAAAAAAAAAGCGCGGGAAAGCAACAGGAACUUAAUUAUCACGCUGAGCAGUUAGGAGAAUAUAGCUUUAGUUGCAAGGAAUGUGUGUUCUUUAGUUAAUUUUAACGUUGACUUUGCUGUUUAGUGUACUUACGGAAGAGAGUUGCUGGUUGCUCUUUUCACUCCCCUCCUCGCUGUGGUGGCUACUAAUUAAGUGUAGAUGAACCAAGACAGAAACGGCACACACACGCAGGUUAGAGAACGGUGUGCGUGUGUGUGCAUGCUUGAGAAGCAAGUUGUCCAAACGAAUUGCCAUUUAUGAAAUAGAAUUUUGAUUAGCAUGCAAACGAAUGUGUUCUAUCUAAGUCACAAUAAAACCUGUGAGUGGCUGGUGAAAAUGUGAAAAAACAUGCAAGAAA